Messenger RNA from Annulohypoxylon maeteangense, 1593 nucleotides. RefSeq names its product vesicle coat protein. The record is from RefSeq and is a predicted model, not a curated record. The transcript is spliced from 2 exons. NCBI's taxonomy places the organism in Eukaryota, Fungi, Ascomycota, Sordariomycetes, Xylariales, Hypoxylaceae. Gene Ontology annotation, cellular component: cytosol. Gene Ontology annotation, biological process: positive regulation of TORC1 signaling; positive regulation of GTPase activity. Gene Ontology annotation, molecular function: GTPase activator activity. Bases 1 to 1593 code for a protein of 530 amino acids.
AUGACGUCCAUACUAUGUCUGGCGCAUUACUGCGAUCUACAUGGGCCGACGCCUCUCAUGGUCACCGAAGGUUUACCGGUACCGUGUGGGCAAUGUUGCGAUGAACCUACCGAUCCAAUACGACCACAAACGAGUGCUGCAGCCCAUGGCGUGCAGACCACUGUUACCGAUUCUCUACGAAAAAUGACAAUCGGAUCUCCGCGUAGUUCGUCGACCCCCGGUACCGAGCACGAAUCGCAGACGCACCGCGCAUCAUUACUUCGAGCGUCGAAACUCGGUCCCGGUAGCGCGGCUCAUUCGGCAUCUCUUACGACAGCAUCUAUUCAAACGCCUCCCCAAAGUCCCCGAAAUGCACCCGAAGGGUUUCCUGAAGCGAACGGCAAGGGGAAUUUACGCCGCGAUUCUAGUUUUCGCCGAACCUAUGACGACUAUGUCACGAAACGAGCAAACCCAUGCCAGAAUUGCGCACUGACGUUACCUAAGCGACAGGACUCGAAGAGCGGGAAGAAUGAGAACAUAGGUGCAACCGCAGAUUCAAAGUCUGAUCAACGAGGUCCCGUAUUGCGUACACGUGCCCCAUACGCUCGUGUCUACGGAGGAAACGGCGAGCUUAGCCCGCCAAACUCGAACCCGCAAUCUUCAUAUCCCUCUGACGCGGAAGAGGAUGUUUUGCCUAGAGAUCAUACCAAACGUUCUGCCUCGCGACGCCGACCGACCACAUCGACUUCACAUUCGAGCGUCUCAUCUAGAUCUAGUGUGGCGCAACAUACACACUACUUAGACUAUACAUCAACCCAUGAGUCGGUCGUUCCGACUACCUACUCUAUAGUCCGUGCCUCGUGUCUACGAACCCUCUCGUUUGAAACGCUUCCACGACGACCGGAAACCUCACAACAAGGCCCACCACUCUCUUCACCAAUAUCUAGCAUUCCGCCCCAGUUCCCAUCUGGGCCAUUCAAUCAUGGCCCGGGAUAUAUCACUGCGACGCCAAAUCCCCAAUCCGCAGCAAAUGGCGGCCCAAUCUUUUUUGGCGACCCCUUAGCAGGCUACACGACGGCAUACAUAUUCCGAAUACCGGAUGUGCACGCCCGUGGCCGCAAGAGGGUGUACGCGUUUCUGGCGCUUAGUACGCACCGUGAGCGCCUCGCCAUGAAGACAUUUAGCUUCAUAUCCGCGGCUUUCCGAGAUCUGGUAAACUGGAUCCAGGAACUUGCCGAGGCGGAAGCCGAACGAGAGCGCGAGCGAGAGGAGGCCAACAGCCCCGUCGCGGCGCUGAAUGCGGCGUAUAGCCAAAGUGGAUUUGGUGGCGAUGGUCCACGUGAUAGUGGUAUUGGUCUGGGUCUUGGAGGUGGGUUUGGUGGAUCGACCUUAGACCGGGAUCGAGGGAGGGAGAGGGCGAACGACACAAGCAGCUUCCUUACUGGUGGUGGUCGCGGCGGCUUCGUGCAACGCAUGGGUGGGUCUAUGGGUCCCGGUGGAUUUGCGCCUAAGGCACGCGGGCUUGCAGAGCUAGUGGGCCUCCCCGACUUCUUCAUCGAGUUGCAUUCACGCUUUGUGCAGCUAUUGUUGGAGUUGGGCGUCGUUCUCUCAUGA